GUAAAGUAGCAGCUGGUUGCAUUUACUACACUGAGCCUGCUGCAGGGGACAACAAAGCUGAUUUGACAUGAUGCUCACUGCACCUGGCGCUGGAAUUAUCAUACUAUUUGCUUGGCUCUCUCCAAAUUAUGCUCUCUAUUUUCACAUUGGAGAGACGGAGAAAAAAUGCUUUAUAGAGGAAAUUCCAGAUGAGACUAUGGUUAUUGGGACAUACAGGACCCAGCUGUGGGACAAGCAGAUGGGAUCCUUCCUCCAAACCACCCCUGGUCUUGGAAUGCAUGUGGAGAUCAAAGAUCCGGAUACUAAGGUCAUUCUGUCUCGUCAGUAUGGGUCAGAUGGACGGUUCACCUUUACUUCCCAUACACCAGGCGAGCACCAGAUCUGCCUGCACUCCAACUCCACCAAGAUGGCCCUUUUCGCUGGCGGCAAACUGAGAGUCCACCUGGAUAUUCAGGUUGGUGAGCAUGCCAACAACUACCCCGAAAUCGCAGCAAAAGACAAGCUCACAGAGCUGCAAUUGAGAGCUCGACAAUUACUGGACCAAGUAGAACAAAUCCAGAAAGAGCAGAACUAUCAGCAGUAUCGUGAGGAGCGGUUCCGCAUGACAAGUGAGAGCACCAAUCAGCAUGUGCUUUGGUGGUCUAUAGCUCAGACACUUAUCCUCAUCUUCACUGGCAUCUGGCAGCUCAAGCACCUCAAGAGCUUCUUUGAGGCCAAGAAGUUGGUCUAAUGCUCACAGGACAUCACUGAUUGAGUUCAAGACAGGAGUGACAACCAUACAGAGCUGACUGGCAGAUAGACGCUUCAACCUGGGAAGCAAAUUAAUUGAUCUAGUGUGUUAUGUAUUGUCCAUUAUUAAUUAUUCCGUGACUUAAAUUAUUGUGAUCAGUAAGCAAACACCUGUGUCCAUUUCCUUGUUUUUCCCCCCCUUUUGUAUUGUUUCAUAAGGAGUGGCAAAUGUACGAGGUAACGUUCAAUUCUGUUCCACUUUGUUUUGUAGAUUUGUCUUUCUGCAUACUGUAUACUUUUGGUUUAAACAGGUGGUAGUUUAAACAGCAGUUAGAGCGUUGGGCCAGUAACCGAAAGGUUGCUGGAUCGAAUCCCAGAGCUGACAGUCUGCCCUUGAGCAAGGCACUGUUCCCCGUGCGCCAAAGACGUGAUGAAGAUUAUGGCAGCCCCUCCGAUUCAAAGGGGUUGGGUUAAAUGUGGAAGACUCAUUCAGUUGUACAACUGACUAGUUAUCCCCCUUUCCUUUCGAUUAUUGUGAUUGUCUGAUAACAUUAUAGCAGAGCGAAUACUAGUUUUAGCUCAAUGACUAACCUGUUCAAACAUCCUUAACGUCUGUUGAAGAGCAGUAUCAUUCCAGGAAGCAGGGUAUUAUUGAUUUUUAGAGGAUGGUCCAAGCAGUACCAUUUUUAUUUUCUUCCAAAGACCAACAUCUCUUUGAAUCAGGUGCAGAUUACAUUUGAAUGAAAUGAAGGCCUAUGAUAAAAUACCCUCAAGUUAUUCCAAACUGAUCUAGAUAUCACUAAGAUGUGAAUACAAUGAGGUAUAAAUUCAACGACUUAAUUUGUAAUUAUGACGGUUUUUACUUUUGAUUGGCUGUCAUUUUCAAUGUAUGCAAUAAAAAAAGUACAAGUA
Molecule: messenger RNA, 1641 nt
Organism: Oncorhynchus gorbuscha (pink salmon)
Lineage: Eukaryota; Metazoa; Chordata; Actinopteri; Salmoniformes; Salmonidae
Product: transmembrane emp24 domain-containing protein 4-like
Exons: 5
Coding region: 68-730 (220 amino acids)
Biological process (GO): positive regulation of canonical NF-kappaB signal transduction; endoplasmic reticulum to Golgi vesicle-mediated transport; intracellular protein transport
Cellular component (GO): Golgi apparatus; COPII-coated ER to Golgi transport vesicle; endoplasmic reticulum
Source: RefSeq, a predicted model, not a curated record